AUAUUUUAAGAAGAACAACUAAACAUGUGCUGUGGUAUUGUGAAAAGUAUAAGGCCCAGACAGACCUUUCUGUAUAUUUUAAUAUUCCUUUGCACCCUGGUAAAGGCCAAACUGCCGAUACUGUUCCCACCGACGGCACCCACAAGAAUACAGUGGAUUUCAGGUAUUGGUAUACCGUUGGACAAUUUACGCUUUGAGGCCAUGACCUCAGGAUAUGUACUCAAGGCUGAAUAUUUCCUACCCGAGACCGUUGAUCAACUGCGAACUAAAAGUCGUCUGCCGCUCACUGCCAGGAGUUUCAAUGGCAAAACGAAGUUCGAAAAUUUCAUUGUGGACGAAAACGCUUUGUCAACAACGAACAACAGCACAAAUCAGCCGGAUUUUGUAAAGCAACGCAAACACAUACGCAGCAGCUAUCGCUGGACGGUGUACAAAGGCCUGGAGGGCUUGGCAACGAGGAUGGGAUUGUCUGGCCGUGAAUGUAUGUUGAAGAGUAUCUGUGAGGCUGCUGAGCGACCUUUUCACAUCUACAAUGGUCUGUUUGGUGAAUUGUUACAUAUUCUAUUGACACCCUCUUCGUCAAAGGAUGAACUGUCGACUCAUUCCGACAAUGCAUAUUUUUAUGCGGAGCAUAUGGGACGUUCUGGAGCCAAAUGUGAUCGGGUGUUUCGACAUUGUCCACGUUCGUUGUUGGACCACUUUUCAGAUUUUCCAACAUUGUCCGACAAUAUUAUGUCAAUAAUUGGUUAGUUAGUACGAAGUGGAAAUUGAAAAAUGGACUGAACAGUAUUUUGUGUAAAUAAUAAAACUAUAAAUAUAAUU
Molecule: messenger RNA, 822 nt
Organism: Musca domestica (house fly)
Lineage: Eukaryota; Metazoa; Arthropoda; Insecta; Diptera; Muscidae
Exons: 4
Coding region: 25-750 (241 amino acids)
Source: RefSeq, a predicted model, not a curated record